Molecule: messenger RNA, 1656 nt
Organism: Moneuplotes crassus
Lineage: Eukaryota; Ciliophora; Spirotrichea; Euplotida; Euplotidae
Source: the annotation of a GenBank genome assembly
UAUUUAUUUUGGCAACUAUUAGUUAGAAUAAAAUGAAUGGGAAAGAAGAAACAAAGCAGCCUGAAUCAUCCAGGAUAGAAGAAACUAAGAAAUGCGAAUCAGGAGAGAUUGACUGAAAGUCAAUGCCUCAUUUUGAUCUUAAUGACCAGAAUGAUACCAUUUUUGACCAAAAAGCUUUAGAGACAGCUAAUCCUUCAAAGAACUUCUAUGACUCUUUAGAUGAUCUUCUUGAUGAAGACUUCCACGGUUUUGAGGGUGAGACUGUGAAAUCAGAAAAUAACAGAGCUCAGGGCGGGUACAGAAAGAAGCUAAGUAGAGUUCAAAGCUUGACCUUUAUUCAAAGUCACGACUUCUUCCAAACUUGUAAUGACCUUCCUGCUUUUGAAAAGUUGGUAAAGGAUAACCCCUUGGAGAACUUAAUGUCUGAGAGACAGAAAAGUCCGAAUGUACCUAAAGAAGAAAAAGCUAUCAACACUUCUCAAGAUAAAGAGCCAACAGGGAGUGACAAAGUAACAGACUUAGUUAAUUGCCCUAUCUGUUUAGAUAUGAUAGAGGAUGCUACAGAGACUCCUUGCUGACAUAACAUAUUCUGUGAGACUUGUAUUUCGAAGACAGAUAAGUGCCCAAUCUGUCAGUCUGAAUAUUAUGCAUACCAAUUAACUCCAAAUAUUCCAAUGAGAAGAUUAAUCAAUGAAAUUUUGAUGAAAUGUAAAAAUGAGGGAUGAGAAACUGAGUGCACCAAAGCCAACCUUGAAAAGCACUUAGAAGUAUGUCUCUACCAAGAGGUGUUCUGUCCUAAUAGCCCUGAAUGCCCAAAAAUAUUAAGACUAGACCUAGAAAAUCAUACGACUAAAAUUUGUGAGUUCAGAUUUGUGGAUUGUGUUCUGAAUUGUGGUGUAAAGAUCAGGACUCGUGAAAUGUACGAUCACAUCCAUAACAUCUGCUCCAAGUCAUUGAUCCCAUGUAAGAAUAGCUGCGGAGAAGUUAUUGAAAGAGGCUCAAUGGAAGCUCACACAAAUUCAAACUGCAUGAAUGAAAUUAUCUUCUGUCAAUACAAAAAGACCCACGUCUAUCAUAAUGGAUGUGAUCUCAAGCUCAAAAGAAGUGAGAUGCAAGAGCAUCUUCAUGAGUGUCCCUUCAGAAUUAUCAAGUGCCAGAAUGAAGGAUGUGAGCAAAUUAUUGCGUUCAAAGACUCAAAAAGACAUGAUGUAAGAUGAAAAUUCAAAGUACUCCAGUGCAGAAAUGAAUGUGGAGAACAAUUCAGGAGACAAUUUGAAGAUGAUCAUUUUGAUAAAUGCCCAUUGCAAAUGAUAAGAUGUCCCUACUUUGAUAUGGGAUGCAAAACUGAACUUCUUAGAGAAGAGAACCAAGAACAUCUCGAAAAGGAAGCUUUCAAUCAUUCUGCUCUUUUUAUUGAAGGACAAAAUAAAAAGAAUGAAGAAAUCAGAACUCUCAAGAAUGAAAUGGAAGAGAUGAAGGAAGAGUAUUCAAAGAAAUUUAAAGUCUUAUUUGAAGCACUUAACUUGGAUGAAGAAUAUGUUCUUGAUGAUUUUGAAUCAGAGGAUUAAUUCAGAUUCAAGUACCAGAAGAUACCUCAAAAGAGCAGAGUCUUGGAAAAGUUAGAUUAGGUUCUUGACCCAAAAUUCUGAUUCAAUA